Hypanus sabinus (Atlantic stingray) is the source of this 735-nucleotide messenger RNA. RefSeq names its product S-antigen protein-like. NCBI's taxonomy places the organism in Eukaryota, Metazoa, Chordata, Chondrichthyes, Myliobatiformes, Dasyatidae. Bases 1 to 735 code for a protein of 244 amino acids. The transcript has 2 exons. The record is from RefSeq and is a predicted model, not a curated record.
AUGGUUGGGAGGACUUUACCAGGGCCCGGGUCCAAUGAGCAUAUGGAAGUGACGGGGCCCGGGUCCAAUGAGCGUAUUGAAGUGACGGGGCCCGGGUCCAAUGAGCGUAUGGAAGUGACGGGGCCCGGGUCCAAUGAGCGUAUUGAAGUGACGGGGCCUGGGUCCAAUGAGCGUAUGGAAGUGACGGGGCCCGGGUCCAAUGAGCGUAUGGAAGUGACGGGGCCUGGGUCCAAUGAGCGUAUGGAAGUGACGGGGCUUGGGUCCAAUGAGCGUAUGGAAGUGACGGGGCUCGGGUCCAAUGAGCAUAUUGAAGUGACGGGGCCCGGGUCCAAUAAGCGUAUUGAAGUGAUGGGGCUCGGGUCCAAUGAGCGUAUUGAAGUGAGGGGGCCCGGGUCCAAUGAGCAUAUUGAAGUGACGGGGCCCGGGUCCAACGAGCGUAUUGAAGUGAUGGGGCCCGAGUCCAAUGAGUGUAUGGAAGUGACGGGGCUCGGGUCCAAUGAGCGUAUUGAAGUGACGGGGCCUGGGUCCAAUGAGCAUAUUGAAGUGGCGAGGCCCAGGUCCAACGAGCGUAUCGAAGUGGCGAGGCCCGGGUCCAACGAGCGUAUUGAAGUGGCGAGGCCCGGGUCCAAUGAGCGUAUUGAAGUGGCGAGGCCCGGGUCCAAUGAGCCCAGAUGCUCAGUCACUUUGAGCAAGGCUCGACUGAAGUGGGGAACAGGUUCUGUGUGCUCGGGAUGA